Molecule: messenger RNA, 3078 nt
Organism: Mandrillus leucophaeus (drill)
Lineage: Eukaryota; Metazoa; Chordata; Mammalia; Primates; Cercopithecidae
Gene: UBE2Z
Product: ubiquitin-conjugating enzyme E2Z
Exons: 8
Coding region: 128-1159 (343 amino acids)
Biological process (GO): negative regulation of apoptotic process
Cellular component (GO): nucleus
Molecular function (GO): cysteine-type endopeptidase inhibitor activity; ubiquitin conjugating enzyme activity
Source: RefSeq, a predicted model, not a curated record
GUCUGGGCUGUGGAAGCGGAGGGUGGGGACACUCUGGCCCGGUUCUCGGUGGUGCGGGAGCUGGCGCUAGCAGCGGCCGCUCUGGUCGGCGGACGUGCUGCCGAGUAGUCCCGGAAGCGAAGCAGCGAUGGCGGAGAGUCCGACUGAGGAGGCGGCGACGGCGGGUGCCGGGGCGGCUGGCCCCGGGGCGAGCGGCGUUGCUGGUGUUGUUGGCGUUAGCGGUAGCGGCGGCGGGUUCGGGCCGCCUUUCCUGCCGGAUGUGUGGGCGGCGGCAGCGGCAGCGGGCGGGGCCGGGAGGAAAGACCCAAAGAAUCCUCAGGGUUUACACUCACAUAGCCACUGGGACCCCACGCUCAGCUCCGACUGGGACGGCGAGCGCACCGCGCCGCAGUGUCUACUCCGGAUCAAGCGGGAUAUCAUGUCCAUUUAUAAGGAGCCUCCUCCAGGAAUGUUCGUUGUACCUGAUACCGUUGACAUGACUAAGAUUCAUGCAUUGAUCACAGGCCCAUUUGACACUCCUUAUGAAGGGGGUUUCUUCCUGUUCGUGUUUCGGUGUCCGCCCGACUAUCCCAUCCACCCACCUCGGGUCAAACUGAUGACAACGGGCAAUAACACAGUGAGGUUUAACCCCAACUUCUACCGCAAUGGGAAAGUCUGCUUGAGUAUUCUAGGUACAUGGACUGGACCUGCCUGGAGCCCAGCCCAGAGCAUCUCCUCCGUGCUCAUCUCUAUCCAGUCCCUGAUGACUGAGAACCCCUAUCACAAUGAGCCUGGCUUUGAACAGGAGAGACAUCCAGGAGACAGCAAAAACUAUAAUGAAUGUAUCCGGCACGAGACCAUCAGAGUUGCAGUCUGUGACAUGAUGGAAGGAAAGUGUCCCUGUCCUGAACCCCUACGAGGGGUGAUGGAAAAGUCCUUUCUGGAGUAUUAUGACUUCUAUGAGGUGGCCUGCAAAGAUCGCCUGCACCUUCAAGGCCAAACUAUGCAGGACCCUUUUGGAGAGAAGCGGGGCCACUUUGACUACCAGUCCCUCUUGAUGCGCCUGGGACUGAUUCGUCAGAAAGUGCUGGAGAGGCUCCAUAAUGAGAAUGCAGAAAUGGACUCUGAUAGCAGCUCAUCUGGGACAGAGACAGACCUUCACGGGAGCCUGAGGGUUUAGACCCUGCUCCCAUCUCCCCUUUCCCCCCAACUCAAGAGUCCCAGCAGAAUUCCUUCCCCCCACCCCAGGGAUGGAGAGGCACUGUGUAUCUCCCUCCAGACUCGAAGUCAUCCUGCAAGAUGGCGAGAACCAAGCAAGCUCGGAUCCCAGGGUGUGGGAGUGGGGGGCCUGUUCCUGGUCUGACCUCCUUGGCACUGGAGCAUCUGGGGCGACGUUCAUCUGUUCAUCCCAUAUCAGGGGCCAAGGUACCUUUACAGGAGCACCUAGAGCGAGGGCCUCUGGCAAAAACAAAACAACCAACACACCUCUCCACAGGGCCAGCUCCUUAGGGAUAAGUAGAAGACGGAAAUUGCAGUUCCAAGAGGGAUUGUGCCCAAAUGAUUUAUGGGGAUACCUGGAAGGGAGCUUGGGGUGGGGGCUGUCUGUGACACUUAAGCAGUCUGGGUGGUUGUCUAUUUGUCUGUCUUCAGUCUUGAAGCAGGGCUUCCCAAUGCCCUUUUCCUCCCUGCCUGCCUUCCCCCAUUAUUUCCCACAGGCCAGCAUAAUUUUGUUUUUCCUAAUUUAUAGUCACUGUUCUAGACAGACCAAAGAGAAGGAACAGUGGUGGAGUCUAGGCUGCUGAUCAGUAAGCUUUACCUAGCACCUGAGCACCUUUCUCCCCUCCCCCCUUUCCUCACCCUUUUCUAGAUGUAAGACAGAAGGUAAAUGUGACUGGGACUUAACCAAGGUCUUGGUAAAGCCUGCAUAGGCACCGUAAGAAGCUGAAAAUAUGUUUGUUCCCACAAUCACUGAUUUGAAAAGUUCCCGGCACAGGCAGCUGCUGUGUAUAUGGGAUUAGAGCCACUACAUAGAAUAGUCUUACAGAUUUUCAUAAAUACUAGUCACAAUGAGGGUAUUUCUUUUGAGGGUGGAGUAAGUGGGAGACUGAUGCUAGUCAUUGUAUUUUGUUGGGCUGUCCUUGUGUAUUUUCACCCCAGCCUGUAGUCCUCCUCACUUCAACCCCAGGGAUUUGUGGGGAGCAAGGGUAGCCAAUGGCAGAGGGGAUUAGGGCUGGGGCUCUGGAGGCUCCUCCCCUUCUUUCUCCUUCCGCCUCCCCUGUGCCCCCAGCUGCUCUUGUCACUGACUCUGAUGGGUGUUUGCCUGGCUGUGUUGCUUCUCUGUAUUUAGCUGCAGUGAUCCUUUAGCUGGUUGGCUCAGAAAAAAAAUGUGCUUUAGGUGCCCUGUAAUCCUGGGCAUCAAGGGAAUCCAUCCUUCCCCUUUUUGAUAUGUUCUCCCCAUACUUCCAGAUUUAUUGUUAUGGCUCCCAGUGGGUAUUGGCAAUUCUUGUGAUGCAGGGCCUCAGUCAGUGUCCAGUCAUGCAUAAGGGAGAGGAUAGUGUGUACCUGCCCUGCCCGCUGCUAUGAAAGUCUCUGGCUUGUGGAUCAUGGGACUCCCCUUGGAGGAUCUGUGCAAAGCAGGGCUGGGCAAAAAGGAGAAUGUCCUACUUGGGAGGGCAGGAAGCAAAGGAACUGGACAGGGAUUGGUGGGCUUGGGGAACGGAAGUUUAUCUUGGAUACCCAUGAAGAGGCUGGGUCUCUUCACAUGAAGAUUGAAAAGGGACCCUGCUUCCAAUUUCCCUCUUCCAUUCCUAAAGCUACUCCAGGGCUUAGAAAAAUGCCCUUGGUCUGUGGGUCCAGUGUUGUCUGUCAUCCAUUUAAGUGUUCCCACUUUCAAGUGACAAUCCUCUCCUUGGCCCUGCCAUAGGGCAGAGCAUGUCUGGCAUAGCAGCCUGACUUUUAUGCCCUAAUCUUGAGUUGAGGAAAUAUAUGCACAGGAGUCAAAGAGAUGUCUUUAUAUCUGACUGUAUAUAAAUGAAGUUUUCUUUUUUUUUUUUUUUUUUUUUCCUUUUUGGUGCAAUAAAGUUUGUUUUGGCAGAAGGA